AUGCUUCCAAUUUAAACUUUUUGGAGUAAAAACAAAUCAAACAUAUUAUUAAUUGUAAGGCUUAUUAAAUUAAAUAGUUUUGGUACUUCUGAAUGCCCAAAUAUCUAUGAGUUUAAACAAAAAUUUAAUUACUUGAAGUUGAAUAUUUAAGAAUAAGGUGAAAUCAUUCCUAAUCAAACCUUAUAAUGGUUUUUAGAUAAUAAAGAAGGAAAUGUUUUAAUUCAUAGUUAAUUUGGAAUUAAUAGAGCUCCAGCACUUAUUGCAUCUGUAGUUUAAAAAAUUACUUAAUGCAAUUUAAAUGAAAUUUUAUAAACUAUCUCAUUCAAAAAACCAGAAAUUAAAGUUACUAGUAAGAUCUAAGAAGAGUAGGAAUUAUUUCAAUUAGAUCAAUAUUUUUAAUAGAUUUCAGCUCAUCUUAAAACUUAAAUUAGAUCAUAAAAAGAUUGUGCUUUUAAAUGUAUUAAAUGUAGGACUGAUGUAUUUUUAUCAGCAGUUUUAGUUCAUGGAAUAAGUAAAAAUUAAUUUAAUAUCAUAUAGAACCUGAAUGUAAUCAUUAUUUUAUUGAAAGACCUAAUUUUAUUGAAGAAUAUGAAUAAGAUGGUAAAAUAUCAUGUUAAAAAUGUAAUUAAAGAGUAGGAGAUUUUAAAUAUAUUGGAUCAAAAUGUAAUUGUGGAGAAUACAUAUGUCCUGCAUAUAUGUAUAAUAAAUCUAAAGUAGAUAAGAAAAUUAUAUGA
This is a messenger RNA of Paramecium primaurelia, 734 nucleotides long. Lineage: Eukaryota; Ciliophora; Oligohymenophorea; Peniculida; Parameciidae. The record is from the annotation of a GenBank genome assembly.